UACAGACCCAACCUGCAGCUUCACCAUGAGAGAAGGACUGAUCCUGGUUCUGCUGGCCAUGCUCGGUGUGUGUGACGGCGUGACCUUCGGUCAGCUCUGCAGUGGAAACCCCACCAACCGGAUCAGAGGAUCUGACAAAUGGGGGGUGGGGCACCAUGGAGCCAGACGGACAGGUCACACGCAUAACGGUGUGGAUAUCGUCUGUCAGGACGGGGCGACGGUUUACGCCCCGUUUGACCUCACCAUCGAGCGGCGGGCCAGACCGUACACCGACCCCAAGAAGGCCGCCAUCAACAACGGCAUCCUGGCCCGUGGGCAAGGUGUGUGUUUCAAGCUGUUCUACGUGGCCCCGGUGAAGGUGUCGGGCUCGGUGGCGGCGGGCCAGCGGCUUGGCGUGCUGCUCCCCAUGCAGCAAGUUUACCCAGGUAUCACCUCUCACCUGCACCUGGAGCUGUGCGACCAGUCGGACCCCACCCCCUACCUCUGAUCCCAGGGCGGCUGAGGGUCUGUGCUCCACCCUCAGGCUGACCUCAGGCUGUUGUAUUGCACUCUAAACCAAAUUUCCCCUUGAGGGACAAUAAAGACCUGAACUGACCUCAGAGCAGCUCCUGUGUUCUUCCUCUGGAUUCUGGUUUUAAUGUUUUGUUCUGUCACUGCUCUGAACAGCUGCUGCUUUACUCACUCAAACAGGUUAUAGAUAUCAUCAUCAUUAUGCCGCCCAUUGAUUAGAUGCGAGACUCCGGUUCUUUUUACAGAUGUUUAUUAUCUUGGCAGAUCUUCUUAAAAUCAUGUAAACACCGUAGAACUAAAAUAUAGACAGACAGACAUCAUAAAGAAAAUAAAUAAAGUCUCUUUCACAUCACAUAAUUUAAGAAAUAAAAUGUGACGACCAACAAACAAAAUAAAAUAAAACAUACCACUUUGCCUGCUUGCCAAUCAAUGAGGGGUUAAACUUCUUGGUCAAUGAUCUUCACAGCCUUUUAUAUUUCUUAGAAAUUCUUGCAAACUUAUUAUGUUUCCAACACAUGAAGAAAAGAAACAGCGCACAUGCUAGAGGCUCUUUGCUUGCCAGCAUCAUUCCUUUUCUCAAGUUCACUUCCGCGAUGACAAAAAGGAAACAGAAAACCAAAAACAGGAAGUUUCAAACAAACUAAGAAAAUAAAGCAUCACCUAGUGGUCAAUGUCUGCCA
This is a messenger RNA of Myripristis murdjan (pinecone soldierfish), 1190 nucleotides long. Its product is annotated as leukocyte cell-derived chemotaxin-2. The record is from RefSeq and is a predicted model, not a curated record. Bases 26 to 487 code for a protein of 153 amino acids. Lineage: Eukaryota; Metazoa; Chordata; Actinopteri; Holocentriformes; Holocentridae. The transcript has 4 exons.